GUCCUUCUUUUGGUCCUUUCUAGACUUUCAGUAGCCAUGACACAAGGAAACAGCACUGGAGUAACUGAAUUCUAUCUUCUGGGAUUUGGUGCCCAGCAUGAGUUUUGGUGUAUCCUCUUCAUUGCAUUCCUUCUCAUCUAUGUGACCUCCAUAGUGGGUAAUACUGGAAUGAUCUUACUCAUCGACACAGAUUCCAGAUUUCAAACACCCAUGUACUUUUUUCUACAACAUUUGGCUUUUGUUGAUAUCUGUUACACUUAUGCUAUCACUCCCAAGAUGCUCCAAAGCUUCACAGAAGAAAAUAAUUUGAUAUCAUUUCAGGGCUGUGUGAUGCAAUUAUUGGUUUAUGCAACCUUUGCAACCAGUGACUGUUAUCUCCUAGCUAUGAUGGCAGUGGACCGUUAUGUUGCCAUCUUUAAACCCCUUCACUAUACUGUAAUCAUGUCUCGAACAGUCUGCAUCCAACUGGUAGCUGGUUCAUACAUCAUGGGCUCAAUUAAUGCCUCUGUGCAAACAGGUUUUACAUUUUCACUGUCCUUCUGCACAUCCAAUAACAUCAACCACUUUUUCUGUGAUGUUCCCCCAAUUCUUGCUCUUUCAUGCUCCAACACUGACAUCAACAACAUGCUACUUGUUGUCUUUGUGGGAUUUAACUUGAUGUUCACUGGGUUGGUCAUCAUCUUUUCCUACACCUACAUCAUGGCCACCAUCCUGAAAAUGUCUUCUACUGCAGGGAGGAGAAAAUCUUUCUCCACAUGUGCAUCCCACCUGACAGCAGUUACUAUUUUCUAUGGGACACUGUCUUACAUGUACUUAUAGUCUCAUUCUAAUAAUUCCCAGGAAAAUAUGAAAGUGGCAUCUGUAUUUUAUGGCACUGUUAUUCCCAUGUUGAAUCCUUUCAUAUAUAGCUUGAGAAAUAAUGAAGUAAAAGAAGCUUUAACAGUGAUAGGAAAAAAAGUUCUUUUAAAUUAGCCCCAGUUGUUA
Saimiri boliviensis boliviensis (Bolivian squirrel monkey) is the source of this 984-nucleotide messenger RNA. It is a transcript of the gene OR5AK2, whose product is annotated as olfactory receptor family 5 subfamily AK member 2. Gene Ontology annotation, cellular component: membrane. Gene Ontology annotation, molecular function: G protein-coupled receptor activity; olfactory receptor activity. The record is from RefSeq and is a predicted model, not a curated record. Gene Ontology annotation, biological process: G protein-coupled receptor signaling pathway. NCBI's taxonomy places the organism in Eukaryota, Metazoa, Chordata, Mammalia, Primates, Cebidae.